Messenger RNA from Alternaria ethzedia, 957 nucleotides. RefSeq lists its product as uncharacterized. NCBI's taxonomy places the organism in Eukaryota, Fungi, Ascomycota, Dothideomycetes, Pleosporales, Pleosporaceae. The record is from RefSeq and is a predicted model, not a curated record. Gene Ontology annotation, biological process: ubiquinone biosynthetic process. The transcript has 2 exons. Gene Ontology annotation, molecular function: methyltransferase activity. The coding region runs from base 1 to 957 and encodes 318 amino acids.
AUGCAGGCGAGCCGACAGAGGAUAGGACGGCAAUUGCUGGGCGGAAGGAAGAGCAGGGUGGCUAGGGAGCCGUACAGAUGUUUCUCGUGCUCCAUCCGACAAGCGCAGCAGAGCACGCCGCCACCGAAGUCGCCGCAGAAUGGCGGCAGCGGCCAGCAGACGCAUUUUGGGUUCGAGACGAUAUCUGAAGCGUUGAAAGAGCAGAGGGUCGGCGCAGUAUUCUCCUCCGUAGCCUCUUCCUACGACUCCAUGAACGACUUCAUGUCCCUCGGCAUCCACCGCCUCUGGAAAGACCACUUCGUGCGAAACCUGAACCCGGGGUUGAACCCCCUCACCUCUCCCACCAGCCAACAAGGCAUGUCCAUCCUCGACAUCGCCGGCGGCACCGGCGACAUCGCCUUCCGCAUGCUCGACCACGCCUCUACCAUAAACCACGACCCACACACGCGCGUCGUUGUCGCAGACAUAAACCCCGACAUGCUAGCUGAAGGCCGGAAGCGAUCUUUACAGACACCGUACGCGCGGUCUCCACGAUUGGAUUUCGUGGAAGCCAACGCCGAGAAAUUGGACAUGAUACCCGACGCAUCCGUCGACCUCUACACCGUCGCCUUCGGCAUCCGCAACUUCACACAUAAAGAAAUCGCCCUGAAAGAAGCUUUCCGCGUUUUGAAGCCCGGCGGCGUAUUCGCGUGUCUCGAGUUCAGCAAAGUCAACAACCCGGUCUUCGACGCCGUGUACCAGCGCUGGAGUUUCGGUGCUAUACCUCUGAUAGGGCAGGUGGUUGCCGGGGAUAGAGAGAGUUAUCAGUAUCUUGUAGAGAGUAUAGCGAGGUUUCCGAGUCAGGAGGAGUUCAGCAAUAUGAUCAGGGAGGCCGGGUUUUUGGUUCCCGGCAAGGGGUGGGAGGAUUUGACUAUGGGGAUUGCGGCUAUUCAUAAGGGGGUUAAGCCGAAGGUUUAG